UAUCCGUUUUUUGUUGUUCCCAAGAAAUAUCUCAGAUAAGACUCAUCACCUGAAUCUGCCAAUUUCAGUUCAAGCCAAAACCUCUUCUUUAUGAAAUUUCAAUGGAGUUAGGAUUUGAUUUCAACUGAAGAUAGCCUUUUUCUUAUAUUUUGUGCCGCUAAAAUAUGAGUAUUUUAGCUCCUUUUCGAGGGAAUUUUAGUCCACUGUCGUCUUUGUCAUCACAGUACAGCUCUUGCUCUCAUUUCGAGCUUCGUUCCCCGCCUUUCUUAGCUUCUUUGGUUUUUUCUCGGCGGAAGAAACGGUGUUGUAAGGACUUAAAUUUGUACCAUGUUUCGAGGUUUCAUGGAAAGAGAGGAAUUAUUUGUAGAGUUACAGAGACGCAAACUGAACCAGAUAGCAAUAAUGAUAAGGAAAAAGAAGAACAUGGAGGAGGAGAAGCACCGCCUACCACAGAUUCCAUAGAGCAAUCGAAUUCCCAGCCUGAUUCUCAGCCUACAGUUGUGAAUCAAAUCACCAAUAGUGAUGGGGAAACUAGUGCUGAAGGUGCCACCCAGGAAACUGAUGCUGUAGAAGUUGUUAGUGGAUCUCCUCUUCCAGGUGUGAAGCCUCAGCAACUGGAUGUAUCAGUAAGGAUUCCUAAAGGAACAAUUGAUAUUCUUAAGGACCAAGUAUUUGGCUUUGAUACUUUUUUCGUGACAAGCCAGGAGCCAUAUGAGGGGGGGGUCUUGUUUAAAGGUAACCUGAGAGGACAGGCUGCCAAAAGCUAUGAGAAGCUAGCAAACAGGAUGCAGAAUAAAUUUGGGGAUGAGUAUAAACUUUUCCUUCUAGUUAAUCCAGAGGAUGAUAAACCAGUGGCAGUUGUUGUUCCAAGAAAGACCCUGCAGCCUGAAACUACAGCGGUCCCAGAGUGGUUUGCAGCUGGGGCUUUUGGAGUUGUUACAGUUUUCACGUUACUUCUCCGAAAUGUUCCUGCAUUACAAUCCAACUUAUUAUCAACUUUUGACAAUCUCGAGUUGCUAAAGAAUGGCCUGCCUGGAGCUAUUGUGACUGCACUUAUUUUGGGGGUACAUGAACUUAGCCACAUAUUAGUUGCAAAGAGAAGUAAUGUUAAGCUCGGAGUGCCAUAUUUUGUUCCAAGUUGGCAGAUAGGCUCUUUUGGUGCUAUUACAAGGAUAGUAAGUAUUGUGCCCAAACGUGAAGACCUUCUAAAGAUUGCAGCAGCAGGACCUGUGGCUGGGUUCACCUUGGGCUUUGUUCUUUUUCUUCUAGGAUUCAUCUUACCACCUAGUGAUGGUGUUGGUCUUAUCGUUGAUGCUUCUGUCUUUCACGAGUCAUUUCUUGCUGGUGGUAUUGCUAAACUUCUUCUGGGUGAUGCACUCAAGGAAGGUACUCCUAUAUCUGUUAACCCUCUUGUGAUAUGGGCUUGGGCUGGACUGCUUAUCAAUGCCAUCAAUAGCAUCCCAGCAGGAGAGCUUGAUGGAGGGAGGAUUUCUUUUGCCAUAUGGGGAAGAAAGGCUUCAGCUCGCUUCACAGCUGUCUCAAUUGUCCUGCUUGGUCUAUCCUCACUGUUUAAUGAUGUGGCAUUUUAUUGGGUAGUUUUGAUAUUCUUCUUGCAAAGAGGGCCAAUUGCUCCACUCUCUGAGGAAAUCACUGAUCCCGAGGACAAGUAUGUUGCCCUUGGAGUCAUAGUUUUGCUCUUAGGAUUGCUGGUAUGUUUGCCGUACCCUUUUCCUUUUACAGAUGAAGUCAUUUCAAGUUUCUAGUGACAGUCUGAUACAGUUGCCUCGCCCUUAUACUUAAUGUCAACCAUGUUUUAGAAACUUAGGUCCAUUGGACUAAGAAUUUUGUUAAGUAAACACUGGCCAAUAAAUUAGGUGAAAUAGAAAUAUAUGUGUACUUAUCUA
Molecule: messenger RNA, 1904 nt
Organism: Manihot esculenta (cassava)
Lineage: Eukaryota; Viridiplantae; Streptophyta; Magnoliopsida; Malpighiales; Euphorbiaceae
Product: probable zinc metalloprotease EGY2, chloroplastic
Exons: 12
Coding region: 165-1763 (532 amino acids)
Biological process (GO): proteolysis
Source: RefSeq, a predicted model, not a curated record